Camellia sinensis is the source of this 2380-nucleotide messenger RNA. RefSeq lists its product as uncharacterized. The record is from RefSeq and is a predicted model, not a curated record. Gene Ontology annotation, molecular function: protein binding. Lineage: Eukaryota; Viridiplantae; Streptophyta; Magnoliopsida; Ericales; Theaceae.
AGCAAAACCUCUCCCACCUUCCUUUGUCACACUUCAAAGCAAUUUUUCAACUUCCCAUUUUUAAACAUCCCUAUUAUCUUCCCUUCUAUUAAUAUUUUCCAACUGCCCAUUUAUUGAAGGCACCAUUCUACUUCAUAAUGACCAAAAUACCCCCACGCUCUCUUUAAGUAAUAAAACAAAACCAUCAGAUUCACAAAACCUCCAAAAAGACUAUUUUCGUCAAUUCCACUCAAACCCAAUUCAGUUACAUAUCAAUACAGCCUUUGCCCUUCUUCAAGAUAAGCUCAUCGGACUUUUGACUCUCUCCUUGUUCUUCAAAGCUCCGACGACCACUCGCCCGAAAAUCUGACCCACCUCACCGGAAAAUCUGACCCACAUCAUCGGAAAAUGAUUUUCUUUCCAAAUCUUUGAAAAAACCAAGAUGGGUCGAGAGAAAAUCAACAAACAAUCAAAGCAAAAAGACAAGAACCGGCCGGAGUCAUCCGCCGGAGAACCCAAUCUCCAGCGAGCCAUAGAACUCGUAACCUCUCUAAUCUCUCUCUCUCACUCAAUUAAAGUCUUUGCAGUGAAAUGGCAAUCGAUUCGCAACAAGCUUGAAGACCUCCUCUCCUGCCUCACCGCCGUCGGAAACUGCGAUUCCGGCGAAAACCCAUCCCUCUCCGGCAAAGUUCCGGCGAUACUAGACACAAUCAACGAGUGCUCUGACCUUGCAAAGCGAUGCGUCGAGAUUUCCUACAGUGGGAAGCUCUUAAUGCAAAGCGAUUUGGAUAUAAUCUGUGCGAAAUUCGAUACCCAUAUCAAGAAUCUCUCAGAAAUCUACACUUCCGGAUUGAUCAGAGACAGCUAUGCCAUUGUUGUUUCGAGGCCGAGCGUCGGAGCUUCUCGUGAAGACAUGAAAUUCUAUCUGAAUGACUUGUUGUCGAGGCUAAAGAUCGGUGGCAGAGAAUUGAAGAAACAAGCUUUGAUUGCCUUCAAUGAAGUCAUUCAUGAGGAUGACAAGUAUAUAAAGGUUGCUGUUGAGACUGGAAGUUUUUUUGGGUUCUUGGUGAACUUUCUUGAUUCUCAAGAAACUGAGCUUCAAGAAGAGGCUGCCAAGGCGGUGUCACUGAUUGCUGGGUUUGAUUCAUGUAAGAGUCUUUUAGUCAGUGCCGGUGCUCUCGCGCCGUUGAUUAGAGUUUUGGAGAGUGGAAGUGAAAUGGGUAAACAAAGGUCUGCAAGGUGUUUGAUGAAAUUAACCAAGAAUUCGGACAAUGCUUGGUCUGUAUCAGCUCAUGGUGGAGUCACUGCUCUGUUGAAGAUAUGUACUAAUGGUGAUUGUGGUGGUGAAUUGGUUGGUUUGGCUUGUGGGGUUUUGAAAAAUCUUGUUGGGGUUCAAGAAAUCAAGAGAUUCAUGGUUGAAGAAGGGGCGAUUUCAGCUUUUAUUAAGCUUUUGAGGUCUAAAGAUGAAGUUUCACAGAUAAAUUCUAUUGAAUUUCUUCAAACGAUGGCUUUUGGGGAUGAAACAAUCAGGCAAAUAAUUGUUAGAGAAGGUGGGAUUCGCGUGCUCGUUCGUGUUUUGGAUCCCAAAUCAUCUUUUUCAUCGAAAGCUCGAGAGAUGGCCUUAAGGGCAAUUGUGAAUUUGUGUUUCUCAUCAAUGAGUACUGUGAAUAUUUUGAUGAAUUUUGGUUUUAUGGAUCAUAUACUCUAUUUUCUUCGCAAUGGUGAGGUUUCGAUUCAAGAAUUGGCGUUGAAGGCGGUUUCUAUGUUAUCUGGGAUGUCACAGGUGGCCAAGAAAGCAAUGGGUGAUUCUGGGUUCAUGCCAGAACUUGUUAAAUUGCUCAGCGCAAAAUCAUUUGAAAUUCGCGAAAUGGCUGCUGAGGCACUCUCUAGCAUGGUUUUAGUCUCCAGAAAUCGAAAACGCUUUGUGCAGAAUGAUCAAAAUGUCAGUUCACUUAUGCAAUUGCUUGAUCCAGAAGAGGGAAAUUCAAGUACAAGAAAGGUAUUGUUAUCUAUAUUAAUGUCACUUUCAAGUAGCAACAGUGCAAGAAAAAAAAUUGUACAUUCUGGGUAUUUGAAGAACAUAGAAAAACUUGCAGAGGCUGAGGUCCCUGAUGCCAAAAAGAUUGUCAGGAAGUUGUCAUCUAAUAGACUCAGCAAUAUGUUGAGAGGACUCUGGCAUUCUUGAAUGCAAUUCUAUUUUUUUUUUGGUUCUUGUAUAUCUACAAAAGUGUUUUCUAUGUUCUUAAAACUUGUUCAUAAGUCUCAAAUAUGUUACUUUUUCUUUGCAAGAGAGUUCAGAACACCUAUAUAUGUUUUAGCCUGUGACCAUUAAUGUAGAUCCCAAUAAAAUCGUCUAUUGGUACAAGGGUUUUUGAUAAUGAUAUACUAUGUUUUAUCAGUA